This is a messenger RNA of Striga hermonthica, 3465 nucleotides long. Lineage: Eukaryota; Viridiplantae; Streptophyta; Magnoliopsida; Lamiales; Orobanchaceae. The record is from the annotation of a GenBank genome assembly.
AUGGUGGGCUCUUUGCCGCCGCCGAGGUCUCUGAGUUGCAGAGCCCAGUUCAAGACGAAGCCUUUCCUCGGAUUCUUGCCUCAUGGAAACGCACAAUCAUUCUACUGGAAAAUCGAUCAUGUGACUGCUAAGGUUACACAUCAAGUUUCUGCAAGUGCAGACUUCUCAAGAAGGCGGCCGAGGAGAAAUUCCACGCCAAAGACUAAAGAUUCUACACCAAGGGGUUUUUUGCCAAGAACUCAGGUCCCCACGAAUACCCAGAGAAGGGAUCAAAAGAAAAACAAAGAAAAUGAAGGUCGUGGUACUCCAACGCCUACGGAAUUCGAGAGUUCUAAUGCUGAUACCGAAGAGUUGAAUAUCGACUCUGAUGAAGAGGAUGCGUCCCACAUUAAAAUGGAGGCAAAUGAAUCAUUAUAUGACGAUAAAAUAAGUGAAUUUGACGAAAACAGACGUGUUAGUGAAGUCGAUCUCGCACUUGAAUCAAAAGAUGCAGAAAGCUUCACCAAAAGCGAGGAAAAGAUGACGGCGAAGGGAGAUCGUGAUGUUUCAGUAUUUGGGAGAGUUAUUGAAGAAAACCGGGUUUAUGGUACAAGUAGUGAAGAUUACAUAGAGCAGGUUGAGAGUAUUAAAAAUGCCGUAGAUUCAUACAGAAGCCUGUCUAUUAGUGAGGAUAUCGAGAAAGGAGAUUAUUUUCUAAAAUUAAAGUUGGAAAGGGAAGAUAUUUUGCGUAAGGAGGCAUUAGACAGGCUCGCCGGGGAGAAUUUCAAGAAAGGGAACAAAUUGUUUUACUACCCAGAGGUCAUAAAACCUGGUCAAGAAGUGGAGAUAUAUUUUAACAGAAGCUUCUCUACUCUGAAGAACGAACCGGAUGUUAUAAUCAUGGGAGCCUACAAUGAUUGGAAGUGGAAAUCGUUCACCUUGAAGUUGAGCAAGAGCAAUCUCAAUGGGGAUUGGUGGUCUUGCCAGCUCCAUGUUCCUAAAGAAGCAUACAGAAUCGAUUUUGUGUUCUAUAAUGGAGCAGAUGUGUAUGACAACAACGAUAAGCAAGAUUUUUGUAUAACCGUGGAGGGUGGAAUGGACAUUUUUGAUUUCGAGAAUUUCUUGCUUGAAGAAAAACUGAGGGAACAGGAGGAGCUUGCAAGACAGACAGCUGAGAAGGAAAGGCAAGCAAAAGUACGAAAACGUAUAGAAGCAGAAAGGGUAGCACGUGAAGCUGAUAGAAUUCAGGCCAGAGGGGAAGUUGCAAAACAGAGGGCCAUGCUGCAAGAGUUGAUGAAAAGGGCUGUUACAGCGAUUGACGAUGUCUGGUUCAUAGAGCCUAGUGAAUUCAAAGGCAACGAUAUGGUGAAGUUGUACUACAACAGGAGUUCAGGACCACUUUCUAAUGCUCGGGAGAUAUGGAUUCAUGGAGGACAUAAUAGUUGGAAGGAUGGGCUGUCCGUCGUUUCUAAGCUCGUCAAGUCCGAGAAGAUUCUUGAAGACUGGUGGUACGCUGAAUUUGUUGUGCCUGAUGAAGCUCUUGUAUUGGACUGGGUUUUUGCUGAUGGGCCACCCAAGAAAGCGAUUAUUUAUGACAACAAUAGGCGCCAAGAUUUUCAUGCUAUUGUUCCGAAAUCCAUACCUAAUGAACUGUAUUGGGUAGAAGAAGAGCAGCGUAUAUUUCAAAGGCUUCAGACAGAAAGGCGGUUAAAAGAAGAAGCAAUGCGAGCUAAGGCAGAAAAAACUGCACGCGUGAAAGCGGAAACAAAGGAAAGAACCUUGAAAACAUUUUUGUUGUCUCAAAAGCAUGUAGUUUACACUGAUCCCCUUGAUGUACAAGCUGGAAGCACAGUCACCUUAUUUUAUAAUCCUGCCAACUCUGUCCUAAAUGGAAAGCCUGAAAUUUGGUUGAGAUGUUCUUUCAAUCGCUGGACUCAUCGCAUGGGGCCACUGCCACCUCAAAAGAUGAUUCCUGCUGAAAAUGGCUCUCAUCUUAAAGCGACGGUCAAGAUUCCCGUGGAUGCAUAUGUGAUGGAUUUUGUUUUCUCCGAGAGAGAAGAUGGGGGAAUUUUCGACAACAAGAAUGGAAUGGACUACCAUAUACCUAUAUGUGGAGGGGUUGUGAAGGAGCCCCCAAUGCACAUUGUACAUAUAGCAGUUGAAAUGGCACCGAUUGCGAAGGUGGGUGGUCUUGGUGAUGUCGUCACUAGUCUUUCCCGAGCUGUUCAGGACAUGAACCACAAUGUGGAUGUUAUCCUUCCAAAAUAUGAUUGUUUGAAUUUCAGCAAUGUGAAGGAUUUGCAGUUUCAUAAGAGCUACUCAUGGAGUGGGACUGAAAUUAAAGUUUGGUUUGGGAAGGUGGAAGGUCUCUCUGUCUACUUUCUGGAGCCGCAAAAUGGAUUAUUUUCGGUUGGUUGCAUUUAUGGACGUGGUAACGACGGAGAGAGAUUCGGUUUCUUUUGUCAUGCAGCUCUUGAGUUCCUUUUACAAAGUGGAUUUCGUCCCGAUAUCAUUCAUUGUCACGAUUGGUCCAGUGCUCCAGUUUCAUGGUUGUUUAAGGAACAAUAUAUGCAUUAUGGCCUCAGUAAAACCCGUGUUGUCUUUACCAUACACAAUCUUGAAUUUGGAGCAGCCUUGAUCGGGAAAGCCAUGUCAUUUUCAGACAAGGCUACAACUGUAUCACCUACUUAUUCACAGGAGGUUUCUGGAAAUCCCGCAAUUGCCCCUCACCUUUACAAGUUUCAUGGUAUUCUCAAUGGAAUUGACCCAGAUAUAUGGGAUCCUUACAAUGACAAAUUCAUCCCUUUGCAUUAUACAUCAGAAAAUGUUGUUGAAGGCAAACGGGCCGCAAAAGAAGCUUUGCAGCAAAUUCUCGGGCUCAAACGGGCUGACCUGCCAUUGGUGGGGAUCAUUACCCGGUUGACUCACCAGAAAGGAAUCCAUCUCAUCAAACACGCCAUCUGGCGAUCCUUGGAACGGAAUGGACAAGUUGUCCUGUUGGGUUCGGCUCCUGAUCCUCGGAUUCAGAAUGAUUUUGUUAAUUUGGCAAACCAGUUGCAUUCUUCACAUAAUGACCGAGCACGCUUGUGCCUCACAUAUGAUGAGCCUCUCUCGCAUUUGAUAUAUGCGGGUGCUGAUUUCAUUCUUGUCCCGUCAAUAUUUGAACCGUGCGGGCUGACUCAGCUCACGGCAAUGAGAUACGGUUCGAUUCCAGUUGUUCGCAAAACUGGAGGUCUAUAUGAUACUGUGUUCGAUGUUGACCAUGAUAAAGAGAGAGCACAAGCAUGUGGUCUUGAGCCGAAUGGAUUUAGUUUCGACAGUGCAGAUGCUGCUGGUGUAGAUUAUGCUCUGAAUAGAGCAAUAUCUGCUUGGUAUGAUGGAAGAGAGUGGUUCGAUUCGUUGUGCAAGCGUGUUAUGGAGCAAGAUUGGUCAUGGAAUCGGCCGGCUCUCGAUUACUUGGAACUCUACCACGCAGCUCGGAAGUGA